This is a messenger RNA of Ostertagia ostertagi, 1779 nucleotides long. The record is from the annotation of a GenBank genome assembly. Lineage: Eukaryota; Metazoa; Nematoda; Chromadorea; Rhabditida; Trichostrongylidae.
AUGCCAAUGAUCAAAACCGUUCUUCACGAUGGCGUUGCCAGCUUUUCCAUCAAAGUGCAGGGAAAUGAAAUACCUGCUACUGUACAGGUGAUCUCGUUGCAGGUAAGCGCAAGGGUAAACAGUGUCGCCACUGCCAGUAUUGUGUUGCUGGACGGUGACAUGGCCAGCGGCCAAUUUGAAUUGAGUGCUUCCUCCAUUUUUUUGCCGGGGAACAGUAUCCGUAUAGAAGCUGGCUAUAACGGAGACCAUCAAUUGUUGUUUGAAGGCAUCAUCACCGGGCAAACCAUUAGAAUUGACGGGGCAAAGGGAUCUCUUCUUGAACUGGCCUGCAGUGAUACAGCGGUGAAGAUGACCGUUGGCAGUAAAUGCCGCAGCUUCGCUCAAAUGAAAGACAGCGAUAUCAUGGCGUCCAUCACAGCCGGCUAUAGCGGUGUAACUGCCAAUAUAGCCGCUACAGUAAUGCAAUGGCCCAGCCAGGUGCAGUACAAUUGUACCGACUGGGAUUUUCUGCAAUUAAUGGCCGCGGGCAACGGCAUGCUGGUGACUGCCCUCAACGGAAUGCUGAGUGUAUUUUGCGCCACCGCCAAUACGGCGCCGGUGGUACAACUUACUUAUGGAGCAGACAUCAUUGCGAUAGAACUUCAGCUGGAUGCCCUUACGCAGCUAUCAAACGUAAAAGCUACUGCAUGGGAUCAUAAAAGCCAGUCCAUGUUAACGGGCUCGGCGGGCAAUGGUUUUGCCGGUGCCGGCAAUCUUUCACCCAAAACAUUGUCGGCGGUAGUGGGUUUGCCGGAGUUUGAUCUGCCGGCCACCGCCGCGCCGGAAGCGGCUUACCUGGAUGACCUGUCAAAAGCAACCAUGCUUGCCAGUGAGUUGGCAAAGAUAACCGGCACAGUUGUUUGCCAGGGAACAAGUAUUCCCGGCCCGGGUAAAUUUAUCAGGCUUGACGGGGUAGGAGCCAGGUUCAAUGGAGACCAUUUUGUUUCAGGUGUUGUGCAUACCAUUGCCGCCGGUAACUGGACGACUGAAAUGGCAUUGGGGCUUGCGGUGGCAGCAAUGGCGCCAGCUAAGCAGGCAGCCAUGCAGCAGGUGAAUGGCUUAUUAAAUGGUAUCGUAAAAAAAAUAGCAGCAGAUCCGGAAUCGCAAUACAGGAUACUGGUGGAGAUUACCGGAUUGGAAAGCAAUGGCGAAGGCAUAUGGGCCAGGCUGUCUAAUUUUUACGCCAGCAAUGGGGCGGGUGCAUUUUUUCUGCCGGAGAUAGGCGACGAAGUAGUGCUUGGUUUUUUAAACAGUGAUGCACGUUACCCGCUUAUCCUGGGCAGUGUGUACAGCAGCACCCAUCACCAGCCUUUUAAAGGACUUGUUCCAGAAGAUGAAAAUCUAUUGAAAGCCAUUGUGUCCCGAUCCGGCAUUGCGCUGCAGUUUGACGACGAAAAUAAGGUGCUUACGCUUCUGACACCUGCCGGUAAUUCGGUAGUGAUGAAUGAGCAAGACAAAGCAGUAAGCCUGCAGGAUCAAAAUGGCAACAGUAUUGUUAUGAAUGCAGGCGGUAUCAGUAUGAAGAGCAGUAAAGACAUUCAUAUUGAAGCAGCACAAUCGCUCGCACUAAAGGCGCAGCAGGGAGUGACUGUUGAAUCGUCCGGUGGCGACAUUACACUAAAGGGGAUCAACAUAAAAGAAACCGCCGGUGUGGCUUACACACUGGAAGGCGGGCAAAGCGCGAACAUCAGCAGUGCAGCGCAGCUAUCACUCAAGAGCGGAUUGAUAAUGAUAAACUAA